GUGCCGUUCCUGGCGGAGGGAGUGUCUCCGCUGUGCGGGAGGCUGCGGGAGGCUGCGGGAGGCUGUCAGGCUGAAACAUGGACAGUCAGGGCAGGAAGAUAGUGGUGUGUGACAAUGGCACCGGGUUCGUCAAGUGCGGCUACGCCGGCUCCAACUUCCCAGAGCACAUCUUCCCGGCGCUGGUUGGCCGGCCGAUCAUCCGCUCCACAGCCAAAGUCGGCAACAUAGAAAUCAAGGACCUGAUGGUGGGGGACGAGGCGAGCGAGCUGCGCUCCAUGCUGGAGGUGAACUACCCGAUGGAGAACGGCAUCGUCAGGAACUGGGACGACAUGAAGCACCUGUGGGACUACACCUUCGGCCCCGAGAAGCUCAACAUCAACUCGCGGGACUGUAAGAUCCUGCUGACCGAGCCGCCCAUGAACCCCACCAAGAACCGCGAGAAGAUCAUCGAGGUGAUGUUUGAGACGUAUCAGUUUGCAGGAGUUUACAUCGCCAUCCAGGCCGUGCUCACGCUCUACGCCCAAGGUCUGCUGACCGGGGUGGUGGUCGACUCCGGCGACGGCGUCACCCACAUCUGUCCCGUGUACGAGGGCUUCUCCCUGCCGCACCUGACCCGACGCCUCGACAUCGCCGGCCGGGACAUCACACGCUACCUCAUCAAGCUGCUGCUCCUGAGGGGCUACGCCUUCAACCACUCGGCCGACUUCGAGACGGUGAGGAUGAUGAAGGAGAAGCUGUGCUACGUCGGCUACAACAUCGAGCAGGAGCAGAAGCUGGCUCUGGAGACCACGGUGCUGGUGGAGUCCUACACGCUCCCCGACGGCAGGGUCAUCAAGGUGGGCGGCGAGAGGUUCGAGGCCCCCGAGGCGCUGUUCCAGCCCCACCUCAUCAACGUGGAGGGAGUGGGCGUGGCCGAGCUGCUCUUCAACACCAUCCAGGCGGCGGACAUCGACACCAGGGCUGAGUUUUACAAACACAUCGUCCUGUCCGGAGGCUCCACCAUGUACCCCGGCCUGCCGUCCCGCCUGGAGCGCGAGCUGAAGCAGCUUUACCUGGAGCGAGUGCUGAAGGGAGACGUGGACAAGCUGUCGAAAUUCAAGAUCCGGAUCGAGGACCCCCCUCGGCGUAAACACAUGGUGUUCCUGGGCGGCGCCGUGCUCGCCGACAUCAUGAAGGACAAGGACAACUUCUGGCUGACGCGCGAGGAGUACCAGGAGAAAGGCAUGCGAGUGCUGGAGAAGCUGGGCGUCACCGUCAGAUAAAAACAAAAACUUAACAACAACAAAAAACCCCAAACAAAACAAAACAAACAAA
Molecule: messenger RNA, 1314 nt
Organism: Myripristis murdjan (pinecone soldierfish)
Lineage: Eukaryota; Metazoa; Chordata; Actinopteri; Holocentriformes; Holocentridae
Product: actin-related protein 2-B
Exons: 9
Coding region: 78-1262 (394 amino acids)
Source: RefSeq, a predicted model, not a curated record